Molecule: messenger RNA, 471 nt
Organism: Ylistrum balloti
Lineage: Eukaryota; Metazoa; Mollusca; Bivalvia; Pectinida; Pectinidae
Product: perlucin-like
Exons: 4
Coding region: 1-471 (156 amino acids)
Molecular function (GO): signaling receptor activity
Source: RefSeq, a predicted model, not a curated record
AUGCUGGUAAUCGGCAGUGUUAUUUCCACUAUCCUGAUACAAGGGACGCUUGCAGUUGUGAACCACUGCGGUGUAGGUUGGAUUUACCACAACGAAGCAUGCUAUUUCUUUUCAAACGAUACAGACACCUGGGUGGAGGCGUUCUAUUACUGCCAAAUAUAUGACAGUCAGCUAGUAUCGAUUACGGACCAAAACGAAAACAAUUUCUUGAAGACAGAACUACGACAUCGCCAUGCUGCAGAUUCUGAUUGGAACAUCUGCUAUUUUACGUCUGGAACGGAUGCACCAGCAGAGGGUCAUUGGGAAUGGACGCCAUCUCGCGAUCCAUUUACAUUUACCGAUUGGCGACCCGGGGAGCCAAGUAAUGGCGGUGGCUUAGAAAAUUGCCUCUGUUUGUACAAAGCACAUGACUUUCAAUGGAAUGAUCGAAACUGUCAUAACCAAGAUCAUUUCAUUUGCAAAGCACCGUAA